This is a messenger RNA of Oppia nitens, 1670 nucleotides long. RefSeq names its product thromboxane-A synthase-like. Gene Ontology annotation, molecular function: monooxygenase activity; heme binding; oxidoreductase activity, acting on paired donors, with incorporation or reduction of molecular oxygen. The coding region runs from base 180 to 1670 and encodes 496 amino acids. NCBI's taxonomy places the organism in Eukaryota, Metazoa, Arthropoda, Arachnida, Sarcoptiformes, Oppiidae. The transcript has 3 exons. The record is from RefSeq and is a predicted model, not a curated record.
UUACCGAUUAUUUACUAUCAGUUAAAUUGUUUAUAAUUAUAAUAACAAUAAUUGUUUUGGUCCUAACAUACUAUUAUUUCAAAUGGAAACGUGUGUUCAGCUAUUGGACGGUACGGAACAUUGCCGGUCCCAAACCGAUACCCGUUUUCGGUAAUUAUCUGUCAAUAUAUCUAAGGCCAAUGCCCGUAGUAGAGAUCGAUUGGUACCGAAAAUUUGGCCAAAUAUUUGGCCAAUACAGUGGCUCCGAACCGGUCCUAAUUGUCGGCAGCCCUGACCUAAUCAAACAGAUUCUGGUCAAAGAUUUUUACCGAUUUCGCAAUCGUCGGGAUAUCGGGUAUCGGGAUUCAGACAACAAUCCUAUUGCACUUAAUAUGUUCAACGCACGCGACAACACGUGGAAACGCGUCCGAGCGAUAUCGUCACCAACGUUUACUUCGGGAAAAUUGCGGAAACUUUACCCAUUGAUUGGCCAGUGUUGCGAUGAUUUUGUUGGCCAUUUAGACCGUUUGGUUAGCAGCCGACGGCAGCAGCCGGUCGGGUCGAUUGAAUUGAAGAAACUGAUGGGCGAUCUGACUAUGGAUGUGAUAGCCCGGUGCGCGUUCAGUAUCAAACCCGAUACCUAUACCGAUGACCAGUCGUCAGGCGAGUCGAGCAAUCAGUUUAUCCGCGCGGCAAACAAUGUAUUCAAUAUAUCUGUUUGGCGACUGAUAUUGAUUCGGUUAAUACCGGCACCGGUCAGGCGGAGUCUACCCGUACUCAGGCAACUAUCAAGCAAUGGUUCCGAGUUUUUCAUACGACUGGCCCGCAAACUGUUGGCAAUCAGGAGACGGGAGACAACAGGUGCUGCUGCUGAUGGUGAUAGUGAUGGUAGUGUCAAACAUAACGACUAUUUGCAACUAUUGAUGGACGCCGAGCACCGGGAUGUAGUCAACAACGAUGAUAAUGAUAAUGAAGACGAACUGACAGCCAAUCGUGAAGCCCUGACCAACGUUACGGCCAAACGUUUGACCGAAUCGGAAAUCCUUGGCCAAUGUUUUGUGUUUUUUUUGGCCGGUUUCGAGACAACCGCCACAACACUAGCAUUCUGUACGUAUGAGUUGGCAUUGAAUCCGCGACUACAGGACCGGCUGUACGAUGAGGUUAACGGUGUAGCCGUUCAGCAAACCGACGGUAAUAUUGAUUACGAACUACUCCUGAGUCUACCGUUUCUCGAUUCGCUGAUAUCGGAAACAUUGCGAAAAUAUCCGCCAUUAUUACGAUUGGAACGUAAGGCCAUGGAAGACAUCGAACUGGUCAGUGAUAGCGACAGCACCGGUAGUAUUCAAGUAGAAAAGGGAACCGUAUGUGAGAUACCUGUCUAUGCUAUACAUCACGAUCCUGACAACUAUCCCGAACCCGACCGAUUCAAUCCCGACCGGUUUAUGCCCGCCAAUCGACACCAAAUCAAACCCUAUACAUACCUGCCGUUUGGUUCGGGUCCCCGAAAUUGUAUUGGUAUGCGAUUUGCACAGUUAGAAUUGAAGCUAACAUUGGCUAAACUGUCCAAACUGUACCGAUUCAGUCGUCUACCCGAUCUAACUGAUGUCCCCGUUGUCUACAAUAAAGGUCGUGACCUGUUGCAGGCCCGUCGGCUAGUGGUUGGCAUCGAAAGACGGGAUCCAAUAAUUUAA